This is a messenger RNA of Yarrowia lipolytica CLIB122, 1701 nucleotides long. RefSeq lists its product as uncharacterized. The record is from RefSeq and is a predicted model, not a curated record. Gene Ontology annotation, cellular component: plasma membrane. Gene Ontology annotation, biological process: transmembrane transport. Gene Ontology annotation, molecular function: transmembrane transporter activity. NCBI's taxonomy places the organism in Eukaryota, Fungi, Ascomycota, Dipodascomycetes, Dipodascales.
AUGGAUCUCGAAAAACAACACUACGACGAGUCCUCGGGCCAGUCUGAAGCAAACGAUAUUAUGAACGACUCUGGCGACGAACAGAAGCAAGCAGCUGAGCCUGAGGUGCUACAGCGAGACGAGCACGAUGCCGUUGCAAGUCUGGGUCCCGUUGAUACUCGAGGCUCAGGCAUGUCACAGGAAGAGGCCCUCUCCCAGAUCCUCUCACAUCCUAGACACAGAGAAACAAACGCUCCUCUGCCACCAAUGGGCAACGGUAAGGAGUACCCACCGCUGCUGCCUUCUCGAGAUGCCUACCUGGUGGGCUUCGAUGGUCCCAAUGACCCUCUGCAUCCAUUUAACUGGCCUCUUCGACAAAAGCUGAUGAUCUCGUGCGUGUUGGGCUUUUCGACUUUCGUCGUCACCUGGGGCUCGGCCGUGUUUGCGCCCGCAUCCCCUCACAUUGCCAAACAGUAUGGCGUCAUCCAGGAAGUCACCACUCUGGGUAUCUCACUCUAUGUUUUUGGUUUCGCGACAGGCCCCGUUGUGUGGGCUCCCCUGUCCGAGCUGUUUGGUCGAAAGCUGCCCAUUUGCAUUUCCGCCUUCAUGAUCAUGUGCUUCACCUUCGGAGUGGCUGCCGCCAAAGACCUCCAGACAAUCAUGCUGUGCCGAUUCUUUGCAUCUUGUACCGGUUCCGCUCCCUUGGUCGUGGUGGCUGCUGCCUUUGCUGAUAUCUACAACAACAAGCAGCGAGGUAUCGCUGUGCUCAUGUUUGCCUCUGUCGUCUUUAUUGGCCCUAUUAUCGCUCCUGUGGUUGGAGGUUUCAUUUCCGAGUCCUACCUCGGAUGGAGAUGGACCAUGUACAUCACCGGAAUCAUGGCCGCUCUGGGCGCCAUUCUAGCAGUUGCCUUUUACAAGGAGUCAUACCACCCAAUGCUGCUGACACAGCGAGCCAAGGAGCUGCGAGAGCGAACCGGAAACUGGGGCAUCUACGCUUCCCAGGAGGUUGUCGAGCUCGACCUACACGCCAUCAUCUCUCAGAACCUGGUGCGGCCCAUCAAGAUGCUCUUCACCGAGCCCAUCCUGCUGCUCAUCACCAUCUACACCUCCUUCAUCUACGGUAUUCUCUACCUCUUCCUGGAGGCCUACCCCAUUGUCUUCAUCGAGGGCUACAAGAUGUCCCCCACCAUUGGCGAGCUGCCCUACCUGGGAGUCCUGGUCGGCUUCAUCUUCUCGUGCCUGUUCGGUUGCUUCAUCUUCGAGCCCCGAUACAUUGCUGCCGUGGAACGAAACAACGGCAAGCCCGUGCCUGAGGCCCGUCUCAUCUUCAUGAUGUCUGGAGCUAUCACCUUCCCUAUUGGAAUCUUCUGGUUCACCUGGAGCGGAAACUAUCACGAACACGUCCACUGGGCCGUCCCCACCGUCUCCGGUCUCUUUUCUGGCUACGGUCUCAUGUCCAUUUUCGUGGCUGCCCUAAACUACAUUGUUGAUUCCUACCUCAUUGUUGCUGCCUCUGCUCUGGCCGCCAACACCUUCAUGCGAUCCAUCUUCGCAGGAGUCUUCCCUCUCUUCGCUGGAUACAUGUUCCAUGCCAUGCACGUCAACUGGGCCGGUCUGCUAAUUGGUCUCGUGGCCUGUGCUCUGGCCCCUGUUCCAUUCCUUUUCUACAUCUACGGCCAGCGAAUCCGACGAUCCUCCAAGUACGCCUUUGACUUGUCCUAG